This is a messenger RNA of Raphanus sativus (radish), 911 nucleotides long. RefSeq names its product succinate dehydrogenase assembly factor 2, mitochondrial-like. Gene Ontology annotation, biological process: protein-FAD linkage; mitochondrial respiratory chain complex II assembly; mitochondrial electron transport, succinate to ubiquinone. NCBI's taxonomy places the organism in Eukaryota, Viridiplantae, Streptophyta, Magnoliopsida, Brassicales, Brassicaceae. The record is from RefSeq and is a predicted model, not a curated record. Bases 90 to 653 code for a protein of 187 amino acids. Gene Ontology annotation, cellular component: mitochondrion. The transcript has 5 exons.
CACUUUUGUUGUUCGUCUCAUUACAAAAUACAAACUUCGCCGUCUUCCCUCAUUCGCCGCUACCCAAAAGAACAAAAACGCAAAAAAAAAUGGCCAGCCGAAAAAGUUUGAUCAACGUCCAUCGGAUCAUCCGCUCCACCGCGGUAAUUAGCCGGAGAUCCGUCACUCCUGCCGCCGCAACACGAGCCCAUCCCGUUUUCCGAAAUCGAGUUGAUUUGGGGGCGAGGUUCUUCUCCGGGAACACGACGAGUCCACAAAACUUUGAGAUUGAUCUCUCUAACGAAGAGAAGAAGAGGAUAACGAUCAACAGAUUGUUGUAUAGGAGCAAGCAACGAGGUUUUCUGGAACUUGAUCUGGUUUUGGGUAACUGGGUUGAGGAGAAUGUUGAUUCCAUGGACGAAACCACUGUCAAAUCCCUAAUUCAUGUCCUCGAUUUGGAGAACCCUGAUCUGUGGAAAUGGCUAACUGCUCAGGAACAGCCUCCGGAGAUAGUGAGCUCAAAUCCGGUAUUCUUGGCGUUGCACAAGAAAGUCAUGACGAAUCUGAACAAGCAUGCAGCACCAGAGACGCGUGCAGAAGCUGGACAGCCCUGGGUCAAAGGUUGGGAUGAUUUCAAGAGAGGCCGUGACGCUCCCAUCUCAGGGAACCAGUGAAAGAAAAAACUCAUUCUCUUCCUUACAGAAGUCACAAACUGCAAAGACAGGCUUAUAUAAAUGUAUCUUAUAAAAAUAUAAUAAUGUGUGGCAGGCCGUGAAGAAGGCCGGAGCUAUAAAUGUGUCUCGGUAGUGACACGAUGAGAUAGAUAAAUACAGUCUUGUUUGUGCAAGUUCUUGAUAUGUUAGUUAUGUGUUUGUUGAAAUUGAUGUGUUUUUAUUUCAGGCAAUAAGUCCUUUUGCCUCUGGCUCAACUUU